Messenger RNA from Vitis riparia (riverbank grape), 541 nucleotides. RefSeq names its product auxin-responsive protein SAUR21-like. Gene Ontology annotation, biological process: response to auxin. The record is from RefSeq and is a predicted model, not a curated record. The transcript has a single exon. Bases 46 to 333 code for a protein of 95 amino acids. NCBI's taxonomy places the organism in Eukaryota, Viridiplantae, Streptophyta, Magnoliopsida, Vitales, Vitaceae.
AGAGAUCCAUUGCUCAGAAUCACUUCUCAAAGAAUUAAGUUCAACAUGGCUAUCCGUUUUCAGAGGAUUAUUCAUGCUAAGCAGAUUCUCCGACGCAUUCUUCCUUCUCUAGAGACCACAGAUGUGCCUAAAGGCCACUUUCCUGUCUAUGUUGGAGAAACUCAAAAAAAGAGAUUUGUGAUUCCAAUCUCAUACUUGAAGCAUCCUUCAUUCCAGAAAUUACUAAGCCAGGCUGAAGAAGAGUUUGGGUUUGAUCAUCCACAGGGUGGCCUCACAAUCCCAUGCAGAGAAGAAGUGUUCAUCAAUCUAACUUGCAGCUUGAAUUGCUCAUGAGUAAGGAGGAAAAUCCCACAAUGACUAGCCUGAAGGAUACCAAAUCUCUAACACCAUCGACCAUAAAACCCCAUUCCAGCAAUUUUGAAUUCCAAGAGUUAGGUCUUUUGUAGUGAGAACAAUGUAAAUUUCUUAUAUAUAUCUUUUCUGUAAAACAAGUUGACAGCAAAGUCUAUUCAUCCAAAUUGAUAGCUUUACCUUUUCCUUA